GCUCAAAGUCGCGUAUAAUAAGAGGACUUGGCAACUGUGCUUGUUUGUUAAUAUUCAGGAGGAAGCGCUUUGGCAUUGGAAGAUUGCAAGGAACGUCAGGAUGUUCUAAUUAAUAUUCAUGAGCCAAAGCAGAGCCAUCAGAACCACAGACUUCAUCAAGAAUAGGAACUUUAGUCAAUUACUUGUCUGCUGACGUUUCUCUGGGAAAAGCUCUAUUGAAAGUGGAUUAGAGUGAGUCUCACGUCCUCCUUCUUUCUCAAGGGGCCAACUCAGUUCCAAAUCUUCAAGAAGCUGUCCCAUGAGCCAGUGCAAACACACAUGCCAUCUGGUGGUACUCCAGUGCAGCUCACCCUGUUGUCAUGGCCAGACAACACACCUACAGGAGAGGAAGGAAGGAAGUGAGUUCCCCCAACAGACUGGAUGCAACUUACCUGUGGAAAAACUCUCUCUUUCUCUUCCCCGUCUGCGAGAGAGGAACAGAUGAGGAUUGGAGGGGAUGAAGGAGAUCAGGGAUGAAAGGAUAAGCCCAAAGAUGGGCACAGAAAGGAAUACUCGGCCACACGAGGAUCCAGCAGCUUUUCUAAAGGACCCUGGCCAUGUAUGGACCCAUUCGAUCAGCUGCUUGACCUGCGAUAAGGGAGUUUGUCCAUUGAGGAGUAUGUCACUCAAUUUUGUGAGUUAUCUGUUAAGGUACCUUUUUGAUGAGGUCAUAUUAAAUUUCAUUUUUACAUUUUCCGUUUCGGACUGAGUGAGCCCAUAAAGUCAUGGUUACCUGAGGGGAAGUUUAAUUGUAGUUUAAAGGACUUUGUGGACUAUGCUUUGCUGUGUGCUGGCUCUUUGUUUACAGCGGGAGUCGUGGACGAGGGAUGCAACACCGCGUCUGUGACUAAAAUGGCUGACGCACCAGAGUGCACUCACAAAAUGGCAGGCACAACAACGCACCGUCAUUUCUCAGCUGAUCUUCAUGAAUCAAGUCAAGUCACAGCUGCAAUUUCUGAGUCAAGUCAAGUCACUGUUGAUCGUCAUUUACAUUUACAUUUAUGCAUUUAGCAGACGCUUUGACUUACAGUGCAUUCAGGCUAUACAUUUUUUUGUAUCAGUAUGUGUGUUCCCUGGGAAUUGAACCCACGACCUUUUGCGCUGCUAACGCAAUGCUCUACCACUGAGCCACAGAAACACUGUAUCAAGUCUGAAUCAUGAAUCAAGUCAAGUCACAGUUGAUCUUCAAGAGUCUUGUCACGUCACCGCUGAUCAUCCGGAGUCUCGUCACCCUGUCUGUUGCACCCCGGAUAUUCAAGGUCAGUCCUUCGAUAUUCCAGUCUGGUUUCCAGUGUGAAGGAUGCACCACUGGUGUCUGCACGUGCAGCUGGUAUCCCCAAACCCACUCACUCUAGCCCUUCUGUUCCUGAACUAAUUCUCCUGUCUGAAGCCCUUCCCAUGAUGGGGAUCGCUUUGUGUUGUAUUUGGGCUGCAUACACCACCACAGAACUUCCCGAGGUGGCGACGUCCACUGUGAUGUCUCCAGAGGUGGCGGCUGAUGCUGCAGAACCUCUUGGGGUAGUGACGCUCGCUGCUGUGUUCUCCGAAGUUAUGGCACUUGCUGCAGCUUCUCCAGAGGUGGUGGUACUUGCUGCAGAACCUCCCAAAGUGGCGGUGCUCGCUUCAGUUCCUUGUAUGGUGGUGGUGCCCAGCAAUGUACUCUCAGCCUGUCAUGUUGCGGUCAAAGAGACUGUUACUGCUGUAGAACCUCCAGAGGUGGCGGCAAACGCUGCAGAACCUCCGGAGGUGUCAGUGGUAUCCACUCACGAACCCUCGUCCUGUCACGGCUAUGGAGGCCGUCUGUGAACCCUCGUCCUGUCCUGUCACGGCUGUGGAGGCCACCUAUGAACCCUCGUUUUGUCCUGUCAUGACUAUGAGGGCCACCUGUGAACUCUCUGUCUGUCCUGUCACAGCUAUGGAGGCCGUCAGUGAACUCUUGCCUUGCUCUGAACCAGCCAAUGAGGCCAUCUCCGAACUCUCGUCUUGCUCUGAAUCAGGCUUGGAAGCUGAUUGUGAUCUGUCUGUCUGUCUAGAUGCUGAUUUUGAACUCUCUGUCUUACCCCUUUCUGUCAAUCUAUCUGAUCAGGAACUGUCAGUCUGUCCAGGAUCAACCUAUGAAUCAGUUUUUGAAUUGUCUGUCUGUCCCAUUUUCCCCAAUGAGUCUAAUUUUGAACUGUCUGUUUGUCCAGUUACUGUCAGAGGACCCGAUUCUAAACAGUCUGUCUAUCCAGCUUCAAUCCCUGAACUGGCUGCCAAUCCAGUACCUGUCAAUGCAUCCAAUUGUGAACUGUCUGUUGGUUUGAAUUCCGCAGUCAAAUCUGCUUAUGAACUGUUUUCCUGUCCAGUUUCAGUCAGUGAGUCAAAUUUUGAACUGCUUGUCUGUCCAGUUUUGAUCAGGGACUUCCUCCCAAAGCGGCGGUGCUCACUUCAGUUCCUUGUAUGGUGGUGGCGCCCAGCAAUGUACUCUCAGCCUGUCGUGUUGCGGUCAAAGAGACUGUUACUGCUGCAGAACCUCCAGAGGUGUCAGUGGUAUCCACUCACGAACCCUCGUCCUGUCACUGCUAUGGAGGCCGUCUGUGAACUCUUUGCCUGUCCUGUCACGGCUAUGGAGGCCGCCUAUGAACCCUCCCCCCUGUUCCGUCUCCGCUCCACCACCCUCCUGUAUUGUACUAUCUGGGGAGCGUCUGGGGGUUCCCUCUGUCACAAAUCCGGUUCAUGGUCUUCCGUCCACUCGCCAUCGGAGGUCGCCCUUCCAUCAUAUUGACUCUCGCACCACACAGACUGUUGCACGUCACACUGGACUACAGUUCCCAUCAUCCAUUGCACUGACACAGCUGAAUGCACUGAUCACACAGCUGUCACUAAUCACACGCUCACCUGAGAGCUAUUACACACACUAUAUAACACCUACUCAGUUCCUGUUCAGAUCGCCCAGUAUUGUCUAGCAUUUAGCGUUAGCUACUUUACCAAGCCAUCCCAUGUUUAUUUUCUGUUUAGUCUCUAGUAUUGUUAGGUGUUUAUCGCUCUCCAAGUGAUUAGCUGCUUUACGGAGCCAUUUCCCUGUCUUAGUUUCUAGUUCUAGUCUUUGUCUAGUCUCGUUGUGUUUCCUGAUUUCCUAGUUCCUGAUUCUUGCCCACGUAUUUUGGAUUAACCCUUUGCUUGCUGUUUUGGACUGUGUUUGCUCUUCGCCUGGACUUUUGCUCACGUUUACGGAUUCCCCCUCUUGUCUAGCCCUCUGGAUUACAUUUGCUGUCGUUCGACCCUGCCUGUGUUUUGACCAUGUUUCAUAAUAAAAGCUUGCACAUAGAUGUGCACGUCUCACGUCU
Molecule: messenger RNA, 3365 nt
Organism: Onychostoma macrolepis
Lineage: Eukaryota; Metazoa; Chordata; Actinopteri; Cypriniformes; Cyprinidae
Exons: 5
Coding region: 1829-2803 (324 amino acids)
Source: RefSeq, a predicted model, not a curated record